GGUCAGUGACCGCGCACGCCGCCUGUUUGUGUGUGGAGAGGUCUCGGGAGCGCGCCCCCCCCGGCCGAGGAAGGUGAGCGAGUGUCUGGAGGGGAGGACUCGGGAGCGACCAGCGCACGAUCGAUCGGAUUAAACUCGAUUUGAGUGAAAUUAACACAAAGGAGAGAAGAGCAAACGCGCACUAGUCGGCGAGGUCGCGGAUGAGAGGCACGCCGGAGAAAUAUUUCAUGAAAAACAAAAAAAAAACUUGAACUUUUUCCACAUUCUGUUUAUUUAUAUUUCCGACUGAAAAGGGACCACGGUGGGUUUUUUUUUCCCCCCCGAGCGAGCGGAGAUACUAACGAGGAGUUGGUGUGAUAAAACCCCGGACUGACCGAGCUUGUUGGCAACCUUAUUGAAGAUCAUGGAGUAGAACGAUUCAAACCAGCAGCUAUCUCAUUAGCUCUUCAUUGCACAACACACCUCCCUCCAUCUGCGGGCCACCACCCAGCCAUGGCGGACCCAGCGAUGUUGAGCUUAUUUGGGGACGAUGCAGGGCUGUUCUCAGAUGGAUUAGAUGGUUUAGGAGACUGCUUUCCUCAGCAGCCAGCCUCUGGCCAAGCCAAUCCACUAGCCCAGCAGACUAAUCCCUCUCUGAACCAUGAGCACCAAGGAAACAGGGGUUACCACCAGGGGAUGAUCCAUGGGGCUGGGCCUGGUCCAGGGCAGCCUAAAAUGGGGCAAAUGUUUGACCACAGCCCCUACACGAGCUAUGACCAGACUGGUGCCCCAGGAGGACGUUUGAUGGCCCAGAAUGGUCCUACCCAGGGGCCACCAAAUGUGAACACGGCCAUUAAUGGCAUGGCGUCCCACUACCAUAAUAACCCCACUAACUCAAGUAAUCCUCACCACGGUUACCAAGGUGAUGCUGGAGCAGGUGGAGGUGGUGUUUGGGGCCAGCAACCGCAGAGCAGAACAGUGUAUCAGCAGGCACCGGCCGCACCGGGAGGCGGCCCCAACCAGAUGGGAAGCUACCAGAUGUCUCAAGGCAAUUAUAGUGGGAUGCAAGGUCCACCUACAUCGAGUGCAGCUCGCAUGAACCAACACUACCCUUCACAGAGCAUGGCCCCGCCUCCUGCUCAGGACCCAGCUCACUACUUGGGACAUGUUGGGAUGGGAGGCUCCCAAAUGAGACAUCCUCAGCCUCAGUCACAAUCCCAGGGCUAUCCCAACAUGGGCCACACACCUAGAUACCCUCACUCCCCCUCUAGACAACCUCAACACCCCCACCAGCACCAACAGAGCAUGGCACCAUUUGGAGGUACUCAGUACCCAGGUUAUCAGGCACAGUAUGGUGCCAUGGGACCUGGGAUGGGCCAAGGUGCUAAUGCUAAUGUCAGUGCAAACCCCAGCCAGACCAUGGCACCAGGUCAGCUUGGCCAGAGGUUUACCCAGGGAUCCGGCUCAGCAACAAGUCAACAGGGACAGCGAUACCCCCCUGGAGCAGCACACCAGUCCCAGCCCCUUCAAACCCUUGCUAACCCAAUGCAGCAGGGAGCACAGCAGGGCCAGCCUAUGCACCCCUUAAACCACCCCCAGAAUCUGCCCCAGCCCCCAAACCAAUCCCAGACCCACCUUGCCCCACCAGCUCAGGGAUCUUACCCCUCCCCCUCAUCUAUGUCUCCCAUGCGGGUUUUGGGUACCCCAACUCCUCCUCCCCAGCAAGGGAGACCUCCUAGUGCAGGACUACCUGGGCCCUCAGAGGUCGCAGGGUACCCAUCCCUGCAGUCUCCAUCUAAUGCUUUGGCCCACACACAGAGACCUCCACAAACCCCUUUAUCGUCCCCACACCCCCAACACCAGCAGCCCCACAACAUGCCCCCCAACGCGGGGCAAAUGUAUCCUGGCAUGGGGCCACAUCGUGGUCCACAACUGGGACCAAACAGGCCUCAGCUCCAGCCUCAGCAAGGGCCUCACGAAGCUCCAGUCACCCAGGGGGGAGACCAGCGCCUGCUCCAGGCCCAGCAGCAGGCCUCUCGAAGCGGGCAGCCCGUGCAGGCCGCGCCCAGGGGCUUCCACAGCCCACCUCUCGGUCAACACGGAGCCCCUGCGUCAGGCCAGGGCUUGGCCCCGCCCACCCAGAACGCUCAGAUGCCGCACACGCAUCUCCCCCCCCACCCUCACCACCUGCAGAGCACGCCCCCUCCACCCAGCCAGGGCCCUCACCCGUGGGCACCCCCGCCUUCCGCCCCGCACCCGCUCUCGUCACCCCCUCUUACCCCACAGAAAGUGCCUCACAUACAGCAUUCCCCCUCGGACCUGUCAGGUGAUGCCUCAAUGAUGGUUCCUGACAGGGCAGCGGUCGGCACCGGAGCCCCCGGCCAGCCUAUCAGCACAGAGAAGUCCAGCGAUCAGGAGACCAAGCCAAAAAAGAAGAAGAAGAAGAAAGCAAAAGCAGCUGAAGAAGAGGAGGGAAGCCACAAGGCGGCAAAGGAAGGAGAGGAAGACGUGAAGUCGGAAUUUCCCGGAACAGGUGGUGACGCAGGUCAACAGGUUACUGGCACAGGAAUCGUAGACGGAAGUUCACCACCAGUGGAGGAGAAGAAGAAGCGGAAAAAGAAACCAAAGGAGAAGGCCGAGGGCAAGGAGCCCAAACAGCCUAAGACCCCGAAGACACCCAAAACACCCAAGACUCCCAAAGAGCCCAAGGAGAAGAAGGCAAAGAACACCACACCCAAGGCGAAGACUCCCAAGAAAACCAGUAAAAAGGGGGAGUCGGAGGGUGGAGCUAGCGCUGCUAAGAAGGAUUCCAAGAGGAAGAGAGAGUCGUCCGUUAGCGACGAUGUGGGGGUGAAGUCUCCACUGCCCUCUCCUCCUGAAGAAGAGGAUGAUGAUGGUGUGCAGAAGCGCCGUUCGAGCCGUCAGGUGAAAAGAAAGCGGUAUACGGAGGACUUGGAGUUCAGGAUCUCCGAGGAUGACGACAGCGGUGAUGACUCAUCAGCACCAAAAUCUCCAUCAUCCUCAUCACAACAGCAGGACGUGGCUGAAGCUGAAGGGCCUGUCGUGGAGAAGAUCAUGGGUCUGCGCGCCUCCAAGAAACAGCUGGAGUCAGGCGAGGAAGCGGAGGUGGAGGAGUUCUACGUCAAGUUCAAGGGCUUUUCAUACCUCCAUUGCCGCUGGGCAGAGAUGGAGGAACUGGGGAAGGACAAGAGAAUACACCAGAAGAUAAAGAGAUUCAAGGCCAAGCAGCAACUGAACAGCUUUAUAACUGAGAUGGACGACGAGCCUUUUAACCCAGACUAUGUGGAGGUGGACCGCGUCCUCGACGUUUCAGAGAGCCCAGAUGAAAAUGGAGAGACGGUCACCUUGUACUUGGUGAAAUGGUGCAGCCUGCCUUAUGAAGAUUCCACCUGGGAGCUGAAGGCCGACAUCGACCAGUCCAAGAUAGAUGAAUAUGAACGUAUUGCAUCGCGCACACCCAACACUAAGAAAGUGGAUCGGCCUCCUGCAGCCGACUGGAAAAAGCUGGAGGGCUCCAGAGAAUACGGGAAUGGCAAUGCACUCAGGGAAUACCAGCUCGAAGGCCUCAACUGGCUAACUUUCAACUGGUACAACUCACGCAACUGUAUCCUGGCAGAUGAGAUGGGGUUAGGAAAGACCAUCCAGUCCAUUACAUUCCUCUAUGAGAUAUACAUGAAGGACAUCGAGGGUCCGUUCCUGGUCAUCGCCCCUCUCUCCACCAUCCCCAACUGGGAGAGAGAAUUCAGGACGUGGACUGAGCUCAACGUGGUGGUUUACCAUGGCAGCCAGGCCAGCCGGAAAACCAUUCAGGCCUACGAGAUGUACUACAGAGAUGCACAGGGUAAGAUAAUAAAGGGCGUGUAUCGGUUCCAUGCGGUGAUAACAACGUUUGAGAUGAUUCUGGCUGACUGUCCGGAGCUUCGCGGCAUCUCAUGGCGCUGUGUGGUAAUUGAUGAAGCCCACCGCCUUAAAAACCGAAACUGCAAACUACUGGAGGGAUUGAAAAUGAUGGAUAUGGAGCACAAAGUCCUGUUGACAGGAACUCCUCUCCAGAACACGGUGGAGGAACUCUUCAGCUUACUCAACUUCCUGGAGCCUGAGAGAUUCCCGUCGGAGCAGACAUUCAUGACUGAAUUUGGAGACCUUAAGACUGAAGAGCAGGUCCAAAAACUGCAAGCCAUCCUGAAACCAAUGAUGCUGAGAAGACUGAAGGAGGAUGUGGAGAAAAACCUGGCGCCUAAAGAGGAGACCAUCAUCGAGGUGGAGUUGACCAACAUCCAGAAGAAAUACUAUCGGGCUAUUCUGGAAAAGAAUUUCACAUUCCUGUCCAAAGGAGGGCCAGGAGGAGGAGGAGGUGGAAGUGGAGGAUCCGGUGUCCCCAACCUCCUCAACACCAUGAUGGAGUUGAGGAAAUGCUGCAACCACCCCUACCUCAUUAACGGAGCCGAGGAGAAGAUCAUUGAGGAGUUCAGGGACUCCAACGGUGGCAGGAUAGACAUACCAGAAAUGGCCCUGCAAGCGAUGAUCCAGGCAGCUGGUAAACUGGUGCUCAUUGACAAGCUGCUGCCCAAACUGAAGGCUGGUGGACACCGAGUCUUGGUGUUCAGUCAGAUGGUCCGUUGUCUGGACAUCCUGGAGGAUUACCUGAUACAAAAACGGUAUCCGUAUGAGCGCAUCGACGGCAGAGUUCGUGGUAACCUGCGACAGGCAGCCAUCGACAGGUUCUCCAGACCAGACUCGGACCGUUUUGUCUUCCUGCUUUGUACGAGAGCUGGAGGACUUGGCAUCAACUUGACUGCAGCGGAUACUUGCAUCAUCUUUGACUCUGACUGGAACCCUCAGAACGAUCUGCAGGCCCAGGCGAGGUGUCAUCGUAUCGGUCAGUCCAAGUCUGUCAAGAUCUACCGUCUGAUCACCAGGAAUAGCUACGAGAGGGAGAUGUUCGACAAGGCCAGCCUGAAGCUCGGACUCGAUAAAGCUGUUCUUCAAAGCAUGAGUGGACGAGAGAACGCCAACAGUGGGGUCCAGCAGUUGUCCAAGAAGGAGAUCGAGGACCUGCUGAAAAAGGGUGCGUACGGCGCUCUGAUGGAUGAGGAAGACGAAAGCUCCAAGUUCUGCGAGGAAGACAUCGACCAGAUCCUCCAGAGGAGAACCCACACCAUCACCAUUGAAUCAGAGGGCAAGGGCUCUACGUUUGCCAAGGCGAGUUUUGUUGCAGCAGGAAACCGAACAGACAUUUCCCUGGAGGAUCCAGAUUUCUGGCAGAAAUGGGCCAAGAAGGCGGAGCUGGACAUGGACGCCAUCAAUGGCCGGAACACGCUUGUUAUUGACACGCCGAGGGUGAGGAAGCAGACACGGCACUACAGCAGUGUCAAAGAGGAUGAAAUGUUGGAGUUCUCUGAGCUCGAGAGCGACGACGACGAGCCCAGCAAACCCCCAUCCAAACAGAGGCGGCCCCAGGACAAAGCCCAGGGGUACCCCCGGUCAGAGUGCUUCAGGGUGGAGAAGAACCUGCUCGUCUAUGGUUGGGGUAGGUGGAGUGACAUCCUGGCUCAUGGCCGCUUCAAGCGCCCCCUGAAGGAGGCCGACGUGGAGACCAUCUGCAGGGCCCUCCUGGCCUACUGCCUGCUGCAUUACCGUGGCGAUGAGAACAUCAAAAGUUUCAUCUGGGACUUGAUCACCCCGAGUGAAGACGGGACCACGAAGACGCUGUCCAACCACUCUGGUCUGUCGACACCUGUCCCCAGGGGCAGGAAGGGGAAGAAAGGGAAGCCCACCGGCCCUCCACCGCAGACUCCACGAGCGGCCUGGCUGGCCGGCUGCAACCCCGACCACUUACUGCAGGAGGAUAGCUACAAGAGACACCUGAAGCACCACUGCAACAAGGUUCUGCUCAGAGUGAGGAUGCUGUAUUAUCUGCGACAGGAAGUCGUAGGCGACCAGGCCGAGCGCAUCCUGGAAGGAGCAGACUCCAGUGUGCUAGACGUCUGGAUCCCUCAACCUUUCCACGCUGAGGUCCCAGCCGACUGGUGGGACACCGACGCGGACAAAUCCCUGCUCCUCGGUGUCUUCAAACACGGCUAUGAGAAGUACAACUCUAUGCGUGCCGACCCCACCCUGUGUUUCUUGGAGCGAGUGGGUAUGCCAGACGCCAAAGCGAUUGCCGCUGAGCAGAGGGGCUCUGACAUGAUGGCAGAUGGUGUCGAGGGUGAGGAUGAGGACCCAGAGUAUAAGCCGCUGCGUAUGCCUUUCAAAGAUGACAUGGACGACUUCACCAACUCUCCACUGGACGACAAAGAUGACACGGUGGAGGGGGAGGCUGAGGUCAAAUCUGGUGAAAACGGUGCACCGCCACCCGCGAUCUCCGGGCCCAACGAGCGACUCUGCUGGCCCGCGGCCUCGGCGCUGACGGCUCGUCUGCGUCGCCUCAUCACAGCGUACCAGCGCACGAAUCGAAGAGAGCAGCUCCGCCAAGAGGCUCUCAGCCGGCCUGAUGGUCGCCGCCGACGACGCAGGGAGUUCCUGCCUUCUAUCGGCAUGGUUCCUGAAACAGGAGGAGCAGCGUCUUAUAUCCAAGAUGGCACGGGGGUGUUCAUGACAGAAGGAAGUCCAUAUCUGGCCAAAGGAAGUGCUUACUUUGCCAAAGGUGGUCAGUUCGUGCCAGAGGCUUCGCCAGUGAUGACCACCAGCUCCCUGAUGGCUGACAGUGCCAUGUAUUACAAAGAGAGGAGACAAAGGUGGACGCGCCGCGAGGAGGCUGAUUUCUACCGUGUGGUGUCCACCUUCGGCGUGGUCUUUGAUACCCAGCGCCAGAAGUUUGACUGGACACAGUUCAGGGCUUUCGCUCGGCUCGACAAGAAGACAGACGAGAGCUUGGAGAAGUAUUACUUCUCAUUCAUCGCCAUGUGUAAACGAGUCUGCAGAAUGCAGAUCAAGACUGACACAGAACUCCCAGACCCGACCCUGAUCAUCGACCCCAUCACGGAGGAACGAGCCUCUCGCACCCUGUACCGCAUCGAGCUCCUCCGUCGCAUCAGAGAGCAGGUUCUCCCACACCCUCAGCUCUCGGAGCGCCUCAAGCUCUGCCAGCCCUCCCCGGACCUGCCGGAGUGGUGGGAGUGCGGCCACCACGACCGGGACCUCCUCCUGGGAGCCUGCAAGCACGGUGUUAGCCGCACAGAUUAUCACAUCCUGAACGACCCCACGUUGUCCUUCCUGGAGACCCACCAGCGCGCCACCAGCCAGCGAGGGGCCGGCGGGGGUGCAGGUGCCCCCGGAGAGUUCACCAAAGCCGGGACGGGAGCCGUGGAAACCACGUCCGCUCCACUUCUCACCCCGGCGGAGCUGGCGAGCGCUGCAGCCGCCGCUAAAAUUGCUGUUAAUGCAGCUGAGGAGGACGAGGAGGAGGAGGGAGGAGAGGCGAAGGACAUAAAGGUUGAGAAAGGGAAAACUGAGACGGAGGUGAAAAUUGAAACCAAGGGAGACGCUAACGACACCCCAAGCACAAAGGAUGAAACCCACGAGGAACAAAUGGGAAAUCAGGGAGAUGACGAAGAAGGGAAAGAUGAGACGCUUGCCUCACCAGUGAAGGAGGUCAAGACAGAAGAGGGCCAGCUGAAGGUGGAAAAGGAGGAGCUGGAAGCACAGGAGGAGGAUCAGGGGGAGGAAGAAAAGGUUCUGAAGUUGGAAAAUGACCAAGAAAAAGACUUGACGGAGGAGAAGAACAGUGCGAGUCCUGAGGAGCUUCUCAGCAAGCAGGAGGACUCGAGCACUGAGCUCCACGAACACCCAGACUCCACCCUCAAAGCACAGCUGGGCUGCAAAGCCACAGAGGAGGAAGAUGGAGAGGACAGAGAGAAUCCAGACUUUCCCAAAUCUCCAAAGUCUGCCGACACAGAGAAGAGCCCCGAAGAGGAGGAGGAAGAGAGGCUGGAUGAAGACGAUAAAUCUGAGAAAUCCUCUCAAGCUGAAGCGAGCGCCGCGUCGGAGCAGAAGAACUUUGACGAGGAGAGUAUUGCAUCUCUGAGCAUGUCGACCCGAGACGAGACCAGAGACGGGUUCUGCCCCGACGACCUGGCAGAGACGUCUGCGCUGCAAGCCCUGCAGGACCGGGCCUACGCCUUCUCCUUCUGGCCUAAGGAUCGAGUGAUGAUCAAUAGGAUGGAUAACGUCUGCGAGGCGGUCCUGAAGGGCAAGUGGCCCGUUAACAGACGCCACGUCUUCGACUUCCCCAGCAACCUGUUGCCGGGUCACGGCUCGGCGGCGAGCGGAGCUGCCGCCGCCGCCAUGGUGACGGAGAGUCCACUGCAGAGGCGGAGCUUGGCUGAGCUAACGAUGGCUGGCAUCCACAUGGCGUACAGCGGCAGUGACGAUAAAGCAUCACCACAGGCGCACGAGGAUGCUCUAAGUCUGACGGUGCCACGGCAACGGAGGAGGAGGAGGAGAAAGAUCGAGAUUGAGGCGGAGAGGGCGGCCAAGAGACGUAACCUGAUGGAGAUGGUGGCUCAGCUGAGAGAAAGCCACGCCGCUGCCGAGUCGCAGAACCAGGCGAUGGACCUCACCAAGGGCAUGCAGCAGCACCACAAGGCUGCUCCGUCUCUCGCCGGCUUCCCCAGCGGCCUGGUGACAAACCCCUCCCUCAAGGCACAAAUGGAGUUGUUGCAGCAAGUCCCACGAUCGGGACACACAGCCAAUGGUUUGUUGGAGACCGACCUGCCCAUUAUGAGAAGGAGGCGGGGCCGCAGGAAAAAUGUGGAGGGCCUGGAGCUGCUGUUCAUGGGCAACAAAAGAGCUGGAGGGGAUGAUGCUGAUGGGACGAAGGUUUCAGGCAGGGUUCAGGACGCUGCCCGUUCGCACAGACCCAUCUCUGCCCCCGAGCAGAGCCCCAGUGCCAGAGCUCCCGCCUCCAGCAGCCUGGAGGACGAGGACGCAGCCGUUUCCAGUAAAGACCUGGGAGAGUGGCUGAGGCAGCACCCGACGUACAUGGACAUGCCUGGAUUCACACCAAAGAACGAAGAGUUGGCACUGUCUCAGUUCAAUAAGCCCAAGCAGAAGCGGCAUCGCUGUCGAAACCCCAACAAGAUCGACAUCAACACUCUGACUGGGGAGGAGAGAGUCCCUGUGGUCAACAGACGGAAUGGACGCAAGAUGGGCGGGGCCAUGGCUCCACCAAUGAAAGAGCUUCCCCGGUGGUUACUGGAGAACCCCGAGUUCUCUGUGGCCCCUGACUGGACGGAGAUCGUCAAACAGUCGGGUUUUCUCCCAGAAGCCAUGUUUGAUCGCCUCCUGACCGGCCCCGUGGUCAGAGAGGAGGGCGUGCGUCGCCGGGGCCGACGACCCAAGUCUGAGAUAGCGAAGGCGGCGGCUGCUGCCCAGGCGGCUGCAGCCGCUCAGGCUGCACACGCGUCGCUGGCGACCGCAGCCUCGUCUGCAGGAGGAAUCAACCCUCUGCUGUUGAACAGCCUGUUUGGAGGGAUGGACCUGUCGUCUCUCCAGAGCCUCCAGUCCCUCCAGCUGGCCGCCGGGCUGAUGGCCUUCCCUUCUCCCAGCGACCCCAAGCAGUCUGCCGCCAACGCCGCCGCCGCCUCCAUGCUGCCCCUCAUGCUCCCCGGGAUGGGAGGCCUGCCCAACAUGGCCGCCGCCCUGCCGAACAUGUUUAGCCUCGGAGGGCUGUUUGGAAGUAACCUGGCCGCGGCCGCCUCUGCCGCUUCAAACUCUGCCGCUGCUGCUGCUGCCGCCGCCGCGGCCGCACAACACACCAACGGAAGCUUGGAAAGGGAGGGAGACGGCGAGGAGGCCGCGAUAUCCAAGAGGAAGAGGGAGGGGGAGGAGAAGUAUCAAGGAGAAGGUUGUGGCGAGGCGGGAGAGGACGAAGAAGAAGAGGAGGCCAAGGGAAAUGAGGAUGGAGGGAAAGCAAAAAAGAGGAAGGGGGGAGAGGGCGGUUCAGAGAAAUCAUUCAGUGACGUCACCGCGGCUCCUAAGAUGCUGGCUGCUGAUUCGCCGGCGGAAGUGUCCAUCAACGGGGAUGCGGCGGCCCUGCUGGCGGCUGCCGGCAUGUCUGCCAACUCCCUGGCGUUCAACCCCUUCCUCAUCUCCACCAUGGCUCCCGGCCUCCUCUACCCCUCCAUGUUCCUGCCCCCGGGGCUCGGGGGAAUCAGCCUCUCCGCCUUCCCCACGGCCUCCACCUUGGCCGAGCUGCAGAGCGCCAUGGCCGGGGCCCUGGGGGGCGGCGCCGUCACCCCAAACCUCCUGAGAGACGAAGACGACGAGGACAAGAAAGACGGGGAGAAGGCUGCCGUAGAGGGGGAGGAUGAGGGCGAAGACGGAGGAGGGGACAGUGACUUGGCCGAGGAGAAUGCGGGAAGAGCAGAGGGGGAGAACAGCGGAGAAGCUGAGCCUGCGGCUCUCAGAGGAGGAAAAGGAGACGAGGAGGAGGACGAGGAGGAGGAGGAUGAGGAGGAGGAGGACGAGGAGGAGGAGGAUGCAGCUGCGGCGUCUCCUCAGAAGGGCAAGAGUGACUGAAAUAAAACACAAAACUGACUGGCCUUGAACAUUUCCUCCCCUCUGACGUCCCCUCGCCACGUUUACACACUUCCACCAGAAAUAUCCAAACUAUUAUGAUCAUGUUAUUUUGUUUUCUUUUCUUUGCGCUUUUUGUUGAUUUUGUCCUUCACUCUGUUGUUUAUCUGUUGUUUGGAUGUAUUUACUACGUGUCAGAGAGGACGAGGUGUGUUUGUGUUAAGUUAAAUCUCUCUGAUCGCUGGUGUAGUCAGGGAAAAUCUUCUGCCGCUCACUCGGAGCUCGGCUCGUACUCAAAGACUGUUUCUUCUUCUCUGGUUGGUUUGUGUGCGCUGUGAACCGCGCCCACACUCUUUUUCUACAAUCCCUCAAAUAGGACUUCACAAAUUUCCAAUAGUACUAUUAUUAUAUUAUUAUAUUAUUAUUGCUGCUGCUUUCAGCUCUCAAGUCUUUAUUCUUAUUUUUGCCUCAGUUUUCUGUUGUUGGCAGCAUCUCAUCAAAAAGAAGAAACGCCCGUUUGCCGGUGCUUUUUUCUAACAUCAGUUCUCAAAAGAAAACAGCAUUACAGCUAACCCAGCUGUCUGUCUGACAAAGCUGCUGCAAAAUGAAUUGUGGGUAAUGGAGUUGAUUGAGCUGCUCUUUUUUUUGAGAGCAAAUAUGUUGUAGUUUUUUGUUUUGUUUUUUCUUUUGGUAGUUCUUGCAUAUCAGAUCAGGUAGACCGAUGAGGAGAACGACCCGGACUGGCACAGAGAUCAGUCACCAACUCAUCCAAGUGCAUCCUUGAUCCUGAGCUGCACACACUCAAACGUUCAGGUGUCUACCACUACACACACUAACCCCUCUUGUUUCUGUGAUUGUUUUUUCUUUUUUAUUUUAAUUAUAGAUAUUUCCUUUUGAGUGUGCUCGUGCACGCUGAACCGAUACUGUUAAAGCCAGUCCCACACUGAAUACCAGUCUCAUGUCUUUCUACUGCCACAUCUGAAUCUCGUCUGCCUCUCCGAGGCGGCUGGUUGCAUGGGCGCGCGGGGUGGCAGGCGGGCUGGGUCUGCCGCCAGUCAGGCCUCCUGAUUGGUCCGCUCCGCCGCCACAGCCGGCCGUCCUCGCCCGGAGGCUUCUGUGAAUGAAUACGCAGCGUUGGUCCACACAGGGAUGUGAUGUUUCAGGUUUCUUCUUGAAAGGGGGCACAUAAGAUUUUGUUUUCUUUUUUUCUUUUUUUUUUUUCUUUCUUUCUUUCUAGUUGCUGCAACAUUAACGUUUUAAUUUUUGACUUCUUUCACAUCCCGGUAGUUCAGACCAAGUGCUGCUCCAUAGUGACCUUCUAUUUAAAGACUGUUGCUCUAGUCACACACACUGACACCAGGCCUGACCAAAACAGGACCGAGACACGGUUGGAAACUGGGGCCGAGUUGGAAACUUUCAAUUUUUCUGUAUGAAGUUCGACUCUGGUUGCCGAGUGAGUUUUUUUUUUUUUUUAAAUACUUGAAAAGCACGAGUGGUGGUUGAUUUGUGUCCCCAAAGGCCAGUUCAAGUGUCUGAGAAGAAUCUAGUGCUGCAAGUGAUUUAAAUAUUUCAAAGUACAUUCAAACAGACACACACACAAUCACACACACACACUAGCCAGGUCUUAUUAACGUUUGCUCUCACAACCAACCGGCAGAUGCAGGGAGGGAAAUGAGUUGCGGAGGGGAGGAGGGGGGGUUGUUCUCUCUGGAGACGUUUCCCCGUCGCAGGUCCUCGUCCUUUCCUCGGAUGCUGAGACAGCAAUAACCAAGGCAGCUUCUGAAUGUUCCAACAUCGCUCUCCCAACACACACACACACACUCGCUCACACACACUCGCACACGAAAUAAACAACCACAAGUGUCGUAUGAAACGAAAAACAAAACUAAAACUGUAAAAUGACAGAAUUAAGUACUGCAAUCAGUUUUGUCUCACUCUGUUCCUGUUGAUGCACUGGUGUUAAAGAUUUAAAAUAGUCAGGUACCUUUAUUACUUAGCUACUUUUCUUGAAAAAAAAAGGACUUUUUGUUACUUUUAGCCAGCAAGCUGAAGAGCAUUACCUCAAAAUUCUUAUCUAGCCUUGAAGUUUACAGACAUACCAUGUAAAUGUUUUUUUUUCCUUUUUGUCUUUUUGUUUUGUUUUUUGUUGGUUUUUUGUUUUUUUUUGAGACAUCAAGUAUGAUGAAUUGUAGCUAUGAUGCUUUUAAUAAAAGUGAAUCAUAUUCGCCUAGGAAACCAA
Molecule: messenger RNA, 12757 nt
Organism: Cololabis saira (Pacific saury)
Lineage: Eukaryota; Metazoa; Chordata; Actinopteri; Beloniformes; Belonidae
Gene: chd7
Product: chromodomain helicase DNA binding protein 7
Exons: 41
Coding region: 493-10521 (3342 amino acids)
Molecular function (GO): protein binding; ATP-dependent chromatin remodeler activity; ATP binding
Source: RefSeq, a predicted model, not a curated record